AGGACCCUCGGGCGCCGCCGCCGAAUAGUGCUUGCUGCCGAGCAAACAUGCCCAUCACUCGGAUGCGCAUGAGACCCUGGCUAGAGAUGCAGAUUAAUUCCAACCAAAUCCCAGGGCUGAUCUGGAUUAAUAAAGAGGAGAUGAUCUUCCAGAUCCCGUGGAAGCAUGCUGCCAAGCAUGGCUGGGACAUCAACAAGGACGCCUGUCUCUUUCGGAGCUGGGCCAUUCACACAGGCCGAUACAAAGCAGGGGAAAAGGAGCCAGAUCCCAAGACAUGGAAGGCCAACUUCCGCUGUGCCAUGAACUCCCUGCCAGAUAUUGAGGAGGUGAAGGACCAGAGCAGGAACAAGGGCAGCUCAGCUGUGCGGGUGUACCGGAUGCUCCCACCCCUCACCAAGAACCAGAGGAAAGAGAGAAAGUCCAAGUCCAGCCGAGAUGCUAAAAGCAAGGCCAAGAAGAAGUCAUGUGGGGAAUCCAGCCCGGAUACUUUCUCUGAUGGACUCAGCAGCUCCACCCUGCCUGAUGACCACAGCAGCUACACAGCUCAGGGCUACAUGGGGCAGGACUUGGACAUUGAACGGGCCCUUACUCCAGCACUGUCACCGUGUGCCGUUAGUAGCACUCUCCCUGACUGGCGCAUCCCAGUGGAAAUUGUGCCCGACAGCACCAGUGACCUGUACAACUUCCAGGUGUCACCCAUGCCCUCCACCUCUGAAGCCGCAACAGAUGAGGACGAGGAAGGGAAAUUAACUGAGGACAUCAUGAAGCUCUUGGAGCAGUCAGGAUGGCAGCAGACAAAUGUGGAUGGGAAGGGGUACCUGCUCAAUGAACCUGGGGCCCAACCCACCUCUGUCUAUGGAGACUUCAACUGCAAGGAGGAGCCAGAAGUUGACAGCCCUGGGGGGUAUAUUGGGCUGAUAUCUUCAGAUCUGAAGAACAUGGACACCAGCUGGCUGGACAGCCUGCUGCCCCCAGUCAGGCUGCCCUCCAUCCAGGCCAUUCCUUGUGCACCAUAGGUGGGCCUCUGGCCCCCUUUAACUCCUCUAGGCAAGCAGGACCUGGCAUCAUGGUGGCUGUGGUUCAGAGAAGCAGGACUUCUGUGGCUCCUUGAUAUGGCAAAGUGUGACUCCAUUGCCAAACAGGGAUGGGGCUUUCCUCUUUGGAACAGUGGCCUCUGGGGGCCUAGCAGGCCAGGGUCUGGGCUCCUCUUGUCGGGUAAAGCUGGCCCUGCCUCCUGGGAAGAUGGCGUUCUGAGACUGGUGUGUCAGGUAGAGGUCUCAAGACAGGAGUCAGCCUCCAGCUCUUCCCUCUGAGCCCAGCUCCUGGAAAGGGUCUUGCUAUCACUGGGUUGGCCCGAGGGAACAGAUCAGUGACCUCAGAAAAGCACAGCACCAACCCCAGGGCUGGCUCUGCACUAAGAGACAAUUGCACUAAGUGAUUCCUGUUCCAAAGAACCACCUCCCUUCCUAGCUGAGCCCUGGGGACUAUUCCGAAGCCAGUGAAAUGUGAAGGAGGAGUGAGGUCCUGCGGGACGGUGCCCCCUCUGCCUCAGAGGAGCUCUGCCCUCUGCUUGGAUCGAGGGGCUUGUGAAAAAACAUGGCACUUUUUCUUGUGGACCUUGCCACAUUUCUGAUCAGAGGUGUACACUAAUGUUUCCCCCAAGCUCUUGGCCUUUGCAUUUAUUUAUAGUGCCUUGCCCUGCACCCACCUGCCCCCUCAGGCAGGCCGCGGCAGCCCCUUAGCAGCCCCAGGGAGGCAAGUGUGAGCACCUUGGUGUAACUUUAAAAAUUGGAAACGUCAUCUGAUCACUAAGUCAUGUGUGACCACACAUGUACAUGUGUGUAAAUAUGUACAUUUAUCUUUUUAUAAAAAGCUAAUUGUUUAUAA
Molecule: messenger RNA, 1887 nt
Organism: Camelus dromedarius (Arabian camel)
Lineage: Eukaryota; Metazoa; Chordata; Mammalia; Artiodactyla; Camelidae
Gene: IRF1
Product: interferon regulatory factor 1
Exons: 10
Coding region: 48-1016 (322 amino acids)
Biological process (GO): immune system process; regulation of transcription by RNA polymerase II
Cellular component (GO): nucleus
Molecular function (GO): DNA-binding transcription factor activity, RNA polymerase II-specific; RNA polymerase II cis-regulatory region sequence-specific DNA binding
Source: RefSeq, a predicted model, not a curated record